AUGGACGUCGAACAGUUCCGCAAGGCUGGCUAUGCUGCCAUCGACCAAAUCUGUGACUACUACACCUCGCUCGAACAGCGUGAUGUAAAGUCGGCCGUCAAGCCGGGCUACCUCCUCGAGCAGCUCAGCACAACCCCGCCGACCAAGGGCGAGGCGUUUCCCGCCAUCGCUGCCGACUUUCAAAAACUCGUCAUGCCAGGAAUCACCCACUGGCAGCACCCCAAGUUCUUUGCAUACUUCCCGUCGGUGGUGACCUUCGAGUCUAUCCUCGGUGACAUGUACAGCUCGUCCGUGUCCAACCCUGGAUUCAAUUGGUCGUGUUCGCCGGCGUGUACCGAGCUCGAGCAGUUGGUCAUGGAAUGGAUGGUAACGAUUUUGGGGCUUGAUGACGUUUUCCGCACAAGUUCGGGCAAGGGUGGGGGUAUUAUUGGUACCUCGGCCUCGGACAUGUGCCUCACGGCGGCCAUAGCGGCGCGCGAGCGCGCCCUCCGCGUCCUUGCGCGCGAGCACCACAAUGCGAACGGCACGGCCACGCCUACCGAGGGCCCAACCGACAUCCCCUUCAGCGUGCGGUCGGAGAGUACCAACAAGCUCGUCAUAUACGGCUCGACGCAGACGCACAGCAUCGGCGUCAAGACUGCCUUGCUUCUCGGCCUGCCGUUCCGCGCCCUCCCUGUGAAAGCUGAAGACGGGUACGCGCUGCGCGGAGACGUGCUCCAGGCCGCGAUCGAGGAGGAUAUCAAGAAGGGCUUUGUGCCGUUCUUCGUUAUCGGCACAGUCGGCACCACGUCGUCGGGCGCGGUCGACUACAUCGCUGAGAUUGGCGAGGUUGUGCGCCAGUACCCCACCGCGUUCCUUCACAUUGACGCCGCGUGGGCCGGUAUGGCGUGGGCGCUCCCCGAGCAGCGCGAGAUGCUGCGCCUCGCCGAGGUUAACAAGUACGGCGACUCGGUUUGCACCAACGCCCACAAGUGGGGCCUCGUGGGCUUUGACUGCUCUCUCUUCUUCGUCCGCGACCGCCGCGAUCUCACAGAGGCGCUCGACGUCACGCCCACGUAUCUGCGCACCAAGGAGGCCGACGCGGGCACCGUCAUCGACUACCGCAACUGGCAGCUUGCCCUUGGCCGGCGUUUCCGCAGCGUCAAGCUGUGGUUCGUGAUGCGCGGUUAUGGCGUCGAGGGCCUGCAGGCACACCUGCGUAAUGGUAUCGACCUGUGUAGCGACCUCGCUUCAGUGGUGUCCAAGGAUUCCAAAUUUGAGAUUGUUGCGCCACCGCGACUUGGCCUCUUGUGUUUCCGCCUCAAGAAGGAGGGUGCAAACGCAGCGGAACUGGACGGGCUCAAUGUCGAGCUCAACAGCCGGUUGGCGGCGCGCCCCGACGUGCACCUGACGCAGACGAUUCUCAAGUCUGAAGACGCGGGGGAGAUCUUCUGCAUUCGCUUCGCUAUCGGUGCGCUGCGGACGACUAAACAGGACGUCGAUGAGGUGUGGGCCGAGGUGGUCAAGGACAGCGAUACGUUACUUCUUGAGGGGGACAGGCUCAAGAAUUAA
This is a messenger RNA of Cutaneotrichosporon cavernicola, 1551 nucleotides long. RefSeq lists its product as uncharacterized. Gene Ontology annotation, biological process: amino acid metabolic process. Bases 1 to 1551 code for a protein of 516 amino acids. The record is from RefSeq and is a predicted model, not a curated record. The transcript has 8 exons. Gene Ontology annotation, molecular function: pyridoxal phosphate binding; carboxy-lyase activity. Gene Ontology annotation, cellular component: cytoplasm. NCBI's taxonomy places the organism in Eukaryota, Fungi, Basidiomycota, Tremellomycetes, Trichosporonales, Trichosporonaceae.